Molecule: messenger RNA, 1509 nt
Organism: Seminavis robusta
Lineage: Eukaryota; Bacillariophyta; Bacillariophyceae; Naviculales; Naviculaceae
Source: the annotation of a GenBank genome assembly
AUGGCCUCGUUCAUCGAUAACCCGAAGAAACCGCUAGGCAAAUCUCCAGAUAUAUCACCCAGCAAUGAUGUCAACAAGACAGAGGUUGCAGUAUUUUACAACGUAUAUCUGCCCUGGCCUAUCAACACUACCGAGGCAGCCGCGGAAAUCGUAAGGGAACAACUCGAGCAGAUCGGCACAUCCUUUGAAAACACUGCUGAUCACGCGUCAUUGUACUACGUUUCCAUUGGGCGACGCCUCGACGACGGAAUGGUGCAAAACGUUUGCUCUCGCUUCAACAAUCUGUCCUGCAAACGAUUGGGAUACCACUCGAAAGGGUUUGAAGAGAAAACUCUAGAACGACUGAGGAGCUAUUGCGACGACAAGCCUGCGAACCAUCGAGUGGUGUACCUUCAUAACAAGGGUAGUUACCACCCAGGGGGGGGCGCAGUGGUAGACCAGAACGUUUGGCGCCGUGCUGGGACAAGUGCAGCAACCAGCCAACUAUGUGUUCAUCCUCCAGAUGAUGUGUGUGACUUUUGCGGUCUUCUCGUGACACCUCUACCAUGGUUACAUAUUCCUGGAAACUUUUGGACGGCAAAAUGUUCCUACAUCAAUAAGCUAUUGCCUCCCGUAACUUACGAGAAUCUCAUGACAGACUAUAUUGAGCGAGUUGCGGAGCCGCUUCUUGGAAACAGGACCAUGAACAUGCUAUUUCAGAAAGGCUUCAAACGACAGGGAGCCUUUUUUGGGCAAGGCCGCUUCACAGCAGAGAAUUGGAUUGGAAGUCAUCCUUCGGCUAUUCCUUGCGAUGUAGCUCCUGUGUCGUACAUUCGAUACUGGCAAUCCCGAGAUCGCUACGACACGCCCUUUAACUUCUCCUUUGCACCGCGUCGUGAGCUGGCUUACAUGAUGGAUACUGGAGAACCCAGAAUUCCGAAGUAUAUACUGAAAAAGAAGAAUCUUCGCAUAAGAGACUAUCAUCUCCUCGGGGGCAUGAUUACGAGGUGGAUGACAUUCUACAAGGAAAUCCCCGAUGAAAACCAUUGGGUCUGGUCAUACUAUCCAGACGCAGACGAGUGGCAAGCGGCUGCCGAGACGUACGGCGUGAAAGCCUUCGAGAUGGUGGCGGCGACGGUCGCCGCCAUUAGUAGAAAGAAACAGAACCAAACAUUGGCUGCCUCGACGGUGGGUACCGGCUCCUUUACAGAAGCUACCUCUUGAACAGGCUCUUGAAGUGGGUGGUAUUCGUUUGUUCUGAUUCAAUACAAAAUGCGUGUGCCUGUGCGCAAUUGGCACCGUACAAAGGAUUAGGCAUAGCAGAACAACAGACAAUCGCUUGACUGGAAAUCAGGACAUGACUUCGGAUUAGACAUAAGCAAAAGUCACCCCGCUCGUCCGUUGGGGUAUUUGGUACCGUUCCAUUUACGUGAUGUAAACAGAACGGAUCUAUUUACUCACGUAGUCAUGGCGGACAGUAAACGGAACCGUUCCAUAGAAUGUAAUCGGAUCAGUUCUGUUAACUUCUCG